Messenger RNA from Diaporthe batatas, 4063 nucleotides. RefSeq lists its product as uncharacterized. Gene Ontology annotation, biological process: DNA double-strand break attachment to nuclear envelope; double-strand break repair. The coding region runs from base 412 to 3069 and encodes 885 amino acids. NCBI's taxonomy places the organism in Eukaryota, Fungi, Ascomycota, Sordariomycetes, Diaporthales, Diaporthaceae. Gene Ontology annotation, cellular component: nucleus; Cul8-RING ubiquitin ligase complex. The transcript is spliced from 4 exons. The record is from RefSeq and is a predicted model, not a curated record.
GACGAAUCUGCCGUACUUCGGCAUGCGCCUAGGUACCUAGGCGGUGCAAUUUAGUAUGCACUGUGUAGGUCGAGCUGCCAUACGCACGGGCCAGUACCGUAAAUCCCCACCUGUGGGGUUGCGCCUGCCGCCGCGUCGGGUUCGCGUUGAGUGGGUGGACUAGGCUCGCAGCUGCACCCCGGGAAAUCGCGGUCUCUGCCUAACAAACACCUGCAGUUUGCUCAUGGUUGCCUCUCGACAUCUGCUCCCACGCCACUCGUCUCCAGACUGCUUCUCCCAAUCUUAGAAUUCGACAUAUCUUCGUACUCCACGAACCCCUGGCCAUCGGCUCGCUCCGAUACCACUGUCCAUCUUCAUGUAAGACCGCCUGCCCGCGAUUUGACGCGUCGCGACGGCCGACUCCCAGGCACGAUGGCCGCGCAGAACGGUGGCAGUUCUGCCGAACAAUUGUUGUUUGACGAAUGCACUUUCGCAUUUGUACCAAGCAGUGCUCUCACUCAAGGCACAAUCGAUGUGUUGAAAGACACCGUCGAGAAGUAUGGCGCCCAAGUCGUUGACCGCGAAGAGGACGGGUCCAUCUCCGUCCCGGAGUGCACUCACAUCAUUUCCAAUACGGUCGACUUCCCGGAGUAUGACGAGGCCAUGGCGAUGAUGGUCCCUGUGGUUGUGCCUGAAUGGAUCAACGCUUCCCUACACAAGAAUCGCCAGGCACAGAUCCGGCCAUAUUCCCCCGACCCGCGCCUGAUCUUUUCCAACGUCGUCCUGACAUGUGAUGGUCUUCCAAUCAUGGACAAGGAAACAAUCUCUGGUGCAGUCCUCGCCAUGGGCGGCAUGGAGUCCAAGAAUCUCGGCCGCCUGACCACUCACAUCUGCGCGCUGACGAUGGAUGGACCCAAGGCUCAGUCGGCCUUGAAGAAUAAUCCCCGAUGCAAGAUCGUCUUGCCGCAUUGGUUUGACGACUGUUUCCGCCUGGGCAAGAGGAUAGACGAGGGGCCCUAUUUGCUUCCAGAUGCCGAGAUACUGCGAGCGGGCUUCAAGGAUGCUGUUGCUAUCCCACCGAGCCAACACCUCGACGGAGCAGCGUCAGCUCGCCCCGAUAGACCGCCCAUGACUGCAGACUACCAAGCAGGAGCCCGUGAGAAGUUGACUGUCUUCCGAGACAAGCGGGUUGUCUUGUCAUGGGACCUCGGCAUCAACGAAAAGCUGCGAAAGACCUUGAAAGGCCUUAUUGAGAAUGGAGGGGGCACGGUGGUCGACACUGGGAGUGAUUGCGACUGGUUCGUGUGCCAGUACCGCGAUGGACCAGAGUAUGUCAAAGCUGCCCAGCAAGGCAAGGACGUCGGAAAUCUGGCCUGGCUUUACUAUAUGAUCAUGCGCAACCAAUGGGCGAAUCCACUUCGGCGUCUCUUGCACUAUCCCGUUCCUAAAGAGGGACUUCCGGGAUUUCAGGGAUUCCGAAUUUCAAUCUCCAAUUAUGGUGGUGAGGCACGCAUCUACCUCCAGAACCUGCUCAGAGCUGCAGGGGCCGAGCCCACUGGUUCAAUGAGGCAAGACAAUACACAUCUGAUUACCGCGCGCAAGAGUGGCGAAAAGUGCGAGGCGGCUGCUGAUUGGGGCAUCCAUGUGGUCAACCACCUGUGGAUCGAAGAGAGCUACGCCAAGUGUGAGGUGCAGGCCUUGACAGAUCCUCGUUAUGUGCACUUUCCUCCACGGACAAAUCUAGGCGAGAUCAUUGGCCAGACUCCUUUCGACGAAUCGAAGCUUCAUGAGAAGUAUUACCCAGGCGGAGACGAUGAUAUGGACGCUGUUGCUCGUCGCAAGAGGAAGAUCCAGGAUCUGGUCAAGGAAAAUGGAGCUACGCAUGGUCCAGCUGCUGGACUAGUAAUAGGAAGACAGAAGCAUCCGGACUUCGAUGUGAUGAAGGAUGACGACGUCGAGUUCGCUGAGAAGACUACCAAGACAUUCGGUGUCCCGGCACCCCCGAAAGACAAGACAAAAGCACAUGCAAGUGCUACGCCGGUUAGGACCCGACGCUCACUUGGUGGCAAGGAAAACGAUACGUCUUCUGUCUUUUCGAGUGGCAGCCGCAGUGCCAAAGCCUCGGCACUCAACAAGCUGCACAACUUGGCACCGGAUAUUGCGUUAUACGAGAAAGAGCGGAAGCGAAAAUCCACCGGCAAUACACCGUUUGGUGGUAAGCGUGCCACGAACCUCUUUGAGCAUGAGAGAGAGAAAGAACGGGAGAAGAAGGCUCAGGAGAAGGCCCGAUCUUCUAGUCCUAACCGCGACCAUGCCGGCGAGGACGAGGAUGAGGAAGAGGCGGAGGUGGAAGAGAAGCGGCCAGCGAAGAGGCACAAACCAUCCUUGCCAGCCAUCGACAUGCGUAUCAUCUUAACGGGCUAUCAGGGUUGGCUCAACAACUUGAAGAAAGAAGAAGCAGACAAGAGAAAGCUGCGCAGCAUGGGCAUCCAGAUUGUACAUGAAAAUUCAGCAUGUGACUAUCUCGCCGCACCGCACAUGGUUCGCACCAUCAAAUUCCUUCGCGCCCUAGCCCGAGGCCCAGAAGUCAUCAACUCUAGCUUCAUUGAUGCCUGCCUCCAAGCUGGCGAGCGCCUUGACGCCAAUGAGUACAAGCUCAAGGACAAGGCCAACGAGACGAGAUUCGGAGUCAAGCUGGAGAGGUCCAUCGCACGAGCGCGGGAGAAUAAGGGCCGCCUGUUGUGGGGUGUGCCCAUAUAUUGUACGAAGGACAUCAAGAGCGGCGCCGAGAGCUAUCGGCCGAUUGCAGAGGCCAAUGGCGCCAUCUUCAAGACAUACACCGGACGGGGUGCAUCAACCAUCAAGCCCACCAACCCGGAAGAGGACUCUCAAGGGCCGGAGCCAGUGUAUCUCUUGACGUCCAACAGCAAGGCAGAGCGUGAGCUCUGGCCGAGGUUCGAGAAGAUGGCGAGGGAUGGAAACAUGGAGCCGAGGGUUGUGUCCUCGGAUUGGCUGUUACAGGUGGCCAUGAGCCAGGAGUUGAAGUUUGACAAGAAGUACCUGGCGACAAGGUUCUUCAAGGACAAAUGAUGCUCAUGCCACGGUCUGAAGCAUCAAGAUUGCUUUGGUCGGCCGGCGUAAUUUGCUGUGGUUUUUUGUUCGCGACUGGGGGAGUCUCUGGAGCAUCCUACUUCUGGCAGUUGUUCGGAAACGCCAGUCAUGGCAUAUUGCGCAUUUAGGCAGCGCAAUGCGAUGAAUGCGUUGAAUUCUGUAACCCAACUCUCGAUCCGUCGUAUCCCUCAGAAGAACUUGACACCUUGUGAAUCUUCCUGCCCGAAGAUUUGUGCCUUGCCCCUCUUGACCAGUACGUUGAGGGCUUUCUGUAGCAGGUCCUGAUCCAGGCCGUGGAAUUCUGUUGUAGAUGGGGGUUCGCACAAUCAGCAUUUCCACUGUCGCCACGCAAUGGUCGAAACACGGCGCAACUUACCGGUGCCCCUCGUACCCUCGCCCUCGACAAGCUCAUACAGCGUCAGCACGGUCCCUUUCUGUGCUGUCUCGUCGACCCAGGCUUCGACAAGUGCAGCCCAUUCCUCGGGCGUGCGCCAGUACACCCACACGACGUCACCGCCAGCGCCCUCGCCGUCACCGACGUACUCGGCCCGCCCGUCCUUUUUCAUAAAGUCGACCACCUCCCUGACGUCCGCCAGCGCAAGCCGCCUGUUGAGUCUCCUGUUGAAGAAUAUGUCCUCGGCGGUGGCGCCGGCGGUCGAGGUGGAGGUGGUCGUGGAGGUGGUGGUCGUGGUCGUCGGGCUCAAGGGCAGCUUGAAGAUGCGGUGGUGCUGGCAGUACGAGAGGACCAGCGCCGACCACUUUACCAGCUGGGCGUGGUGGGUGUUGAGGUUGGUCUGGCGGGUGAAGAAGGGUGGGAAGUAGUACUCGCGCGGGAAUUCGAAUGGGGCCGCUGCUGUUGAGGUUGAGGUCGCCAUGGUUCGAGGUGUGGAGGUGUAUCGAUGUGAAUCAGUCGUUGGGUUUGUGUGAUGUCGCGAGGGGCGGAACAAAGGAAGUUGUAGCAUCAGGUCGCGAA